Didymodactylos carnosus is the source of this 483-nucleotide messenger RNA. NCBI's taxonomy places the organism in Eukaryota, Metazoa, Rotifera, Eurotatoria, Philodinida, Philodinidae. The record is from the annotation of a GenBank genome assembly.
AUGGAAUGCGCUGGGAAGAACGUUGAACAAUGUGGAUUGAUAGCUACUGUCGGAGUAUUUAAUUUAUUAACGAUUGUUGAUUUGUUUGUUGUUGUAGUAUGCCCUUACUUGGGUACAAUAACUGUUGGGUUUGACGAUUUACCACCUACAACAUAUACAAGUCUUCCAUCUAAUCUUUAUGAAAAUUUGUUAUGGACAAAUGGUUAUUAUUUGCAGGCUACAGCCGCUUUUUUUGCCCCGACUGGUUAUCCGACACUUCGAACAUCGGGUAAUAACACUGGCUAUUAUGAAGGUAAUCUAAUGUUAACCAUUCAAGCAGUAUCUAAUUGUACAACAUUUACGUUUAAUUCUGUGUUGAUGAUUGCUGGAUGGACACAGACACUGAGUACGUCGAUUGUGGGUUAUUAUAACACUACGCAACUAUAUAAUGAAAAAGAGCGUCCAUUUAGUACGUUGGUCUUGAGUAAGAACAAGAUAGAAUGA